This is a messenger RNA of Linderina pennispora, 1788 nucleotides long. Its product is annotated as 6PF2K-domain-containing protein. NCBI's taxonomy places the organism in Eukaryota, Fungi, Kickxellomycota, Kickxellomycetes, Kickxellales, Kickxellaceae. The record is from RefSeq and is a predicted model, not a curated record. The coding region runs from base 1 to 1788 and encodes 595 amino acids. Gene Ontology annotation, cellular component: cytosol. Gene Ontology annotation, biological process: fructose 2,6-bisphosphate metabolic process; fructose metabolic process. Gene Ontology annotation, molecular function: fructose-2,6-bisphosphate 2-phosphatase activity; ATP binding; 6-phosphofructo-2-kinase activity. The transcript has 8 exons.
AUGGCAGCGCAGCUCUACAAAACGCAUACCGGGCAGCUCUUCCAUGCCGGGUCCAUAGUGAUCAUCAACGUCGGUCUGCCGGCACGCGGCAAGACGCACGGCUCGCGCUCGCUCAUCCGGUACAUGAACUGGCUGGGAGUAAAGUCCAAGUCGUUCCACAUGGGGCAGUACCGGCGACGCCUGUACGGGCCAGACAUCUCAGCCGAGUACUUUGACCUGGGCAACGACGGCAUGACUGAGAAGCGGAGCCACGCCGAGGACAGCUGCAUCGACGAUAUUAUCGAGUAUCUGACGGUGGGCUCAGGGCAGCUGGCAAUAUUCGAUGCGUCGAAUCUGCGGGCAGACCGGCGGCGGUACAUAUACGAGCGGUUUGAGAGCAAGCAGAUCCGGCCUUUGUUUGUCGAGUACAUUUGCGAGAACGACAGGAUCGUGGAGGAGAACAUCCGCAAGGUGAAGAUUACGUCACCAGAUUAUGUCACCAUGGAUGCGGACACCGCGGUCAGGGAUUUCAAGGCGCGGAUCAAGCGCAUGGAGCCGUACUACCAGACAAUCGAGGACGGCGACCUGAGCUACAUCAAGCUGUACAAUGUGGGCGAGCAUAUUGUGGUCAACAAUAUCCGCGGGUACUUGCAGUCGCGCGUGGUGUUUUAUCUGAUGAAUCUGCACAUCUCGGACCGCACAAUCUACCUGGCGCGCAGCGGCGAGUCGAGCAACGAGGGCUCGGGCAUCCGGUACGCCAAGCACCUGCAUGAUGCGAUCCUACGGCGCACCAAGGAGCGGGCGGCCGAGACGUUGAAAAAGACCGGCGUUGAUAACUCGAACAAGAUGCUCAAGGUGUGGACGUCGACGCACGUCAAGAGCUACCAGACGGCCGAGUAUUUUGUAAAGUAUGACAACUUCCCGGUGCGGCGCCGUAUGCUGCUCAAGGGUCUGAAUCCAGGGAUCUGCGAGAACUUGACGCUGGCGGAGGUCAAGGACAAGUUCCCCGACGAGUACCAUGCGUACCUGCGCGAUCCCUCGUACCAUGACGUGUCGGUGCGGCUGGAGCCGGUGAUUCUGGAGCUCGAGAGGGAGCACGACGACCUGCUGAUUAUUGCGCCCGAGUCGGUGCUCAGGUGCAUCUACGCGUACUUUGCACCCAAGGGCCUUCCCGACUCGCUUGAUUCCGACGCUGGCGAGAGACGAGUCGGCAUUUCGCCUUCGGACGAGAACCUGCGCAAAACAAAGACAUCGGCGGCUGACUGGGACGAACCGGCAGCCGAGCCCUCGACCAAGCCCGAAGUGCCGCUCGAUGAUCUGGUGGAAUUCCGGCAAUACCGACAAAGGCACCGCGGCAUCGACACCGAGGCCCUGGCCAAGGGCGACCCCAGCCAGGCCGAUGGCGAUGACGGAGAAAAGAAGGCACCGAUGCUCGACAGCGCAUUUGCGGCCGAAACCAAUACAGUCGACGUCAACAAGCACAUGAUGGCCGGAAAUCCCACGGCCCAGGCGGAACCCGACGCUGAAGACGACCUGUACCAGAUGCCGGAGCACCUGAAGGUAGUUGAGGAAAAGCCGGUGAGCGAGGGCAAUGUGGCGAUGGCGUCAACAAUGCUGACGUCGAUUCCCGAAGAGACCGAGUCUCUGGUCGCCAGGAUGUCGAGUGAGCGAUCAAGAGACAACAGCCGGGUGCUGGGCGCAGUGGGGUCGGCAGUCAGAUACAAAAAAGUGCACGAUCCGUCCGAGCGGUCAUCGAAGGCCACCGACGACAUUACAAUGCAAAAGUUCAAGAAACGCAUGCGGCGAUAG